GGAUUAAUCCUGAGUAAGGGAAUGUCUCCAUCUGCUGGUGAAACAGUGGAAAUGUGGAGACGUGCAGGUGCGUCAAAGUAAGAAAUAGGACCGACAGUCUAGUGCGUUUAUAAUAUUUGAGCAAAAGUUGCCAAGAAUGUCAUUUGAAGGAUUCACUUUAAUCUAAAAUCACACACACAAAAAACCCUGUAAUUUUAUUUUAAACGGUUUAAGGUCAAUAUUGAGUAUUUGUUAUAAUUGCACUAUCUUAUAAAGUGACUCUAAAUGACAACCUGAACCGGAGGAUUAUUAAUAAACAGUUUAAAGUGGAGGAGGAAAGACGUGUAACCAAAAAUACGAGUCGUGUUUGACCAACAGCUCUGGGAUAAACACACCGAGGUGGAAGUGGCCCUUCCGUUUGCAGCAGCCCGCACAUCUUUGGGGGCGACUGUUUUGUUUUUUUUUCCUAGCAGGAGUGGCGCUCGGAGGGGUUUAAAAAGGUGCAGUCCCCAAACUUGGGCGCAACAGAGCUCCCAGUGGAAACCAGCAGGAUGAACGUCAGCAAGCGACCAGGGAUGAGGGCGCUCCUCCUCGCCGUCCUGCAGGGUCUCCUCAUCGGGGAAGCCUCCCCGAACCCGUCCCCGCUGGCUGGAUCCAACUGGGGAAACCCGAGGAGAUACGUUCACCUGCAGACCUCCACGGACCUCAGCACCUUCUACCUGGAGAUCAGGCCGGACGGCGCGGUGCGCAGAGCCACGUCCAGGACGUCAUACAGUGUAAUUCUACUGAAAGCUGAAACACGGGAGCGCCUGGCCAUCUUCGGAGUCAAAAGCAACCGCUACCUGUGUAUGGAUUCAGAGGGCAACUCCUACACCUCGUCUGUUUGUCUCAGAGAGGAAUGUUUGUUCAACCACAAGCUUCUGGAGAACAACCGUGACAUAUACUACUCCACCAGGAACAGCAUCCUGUUCAACCUGGAGGGCUCCCGGCAGGUGUACGUAGCGGGCCAGAAUGUGCCGCAGACCGCCCUCUUCCUGCCAAAGAAGAACACGGUGCCGCUGGAGCGCCUCCUGCUAAACAGGGGGAAGAGGAACCAAGUGGUGGACCCCUCAGACCCACACAACGCCCUCAUCUUGAAGACCGAGGACGGCUCGGACUCCAGGGCCGUGCGAGAGGACGACGGAGACCUGGAGAUGGAGGUGGAGACUGAGGUUGGGGACGACGGGGUGAACGCCUCCAGGGAGACGCCGCAGCAGGCUCCGUCCAACCACGACCCCUGGAACGUGCAGUCUUCCAGACAGGCUAGCCCCCGGAUCACCGGCACCGUGGGAUGAGCUUACUCAUAAAGCUGCAGUAUGGAACUUUGAUUAAAAAUACAUAUUU
Molecule: messenger RNA, 1362 nt
Organism: Poecilia latipinna (sailfin molly)
Lineage: Eukaryota; Metazoa; Chordata; Actinopteri; Cyprinodontiformes; Poeciliidae
Gene: fgf23
Product: fibroblast growth factor 23
Exons: 3
Coding region: 531-1313 (260 amino acids)
Molecular function (GO): growth factor activity
Source: RefSeq, a predicted model, not a curated record